CACGUUCCCACAUCCUUCUUCUAACAACCAAUUUUUUUUUCAUCUUUCCAAAAACACAUUCCAUUUUACUCCCUACAUUGCAAACAAAACAAUCAUCAAUUCUUCAUUCAUCAAAUCUCCCUUCUGAUUCACCAUUGCUGUCACAAUAUCCUUCAGUUUUCGUUCGUUUAAUAUCAUUUUCGACAACAAUUCUGCUGCGAUUCGCUAAUCUUUUGACCAUUUUACGAUCAAAUGGAGGAGGGUAAAUCAGAUGCCAAUUUAGAUGUAGACCCUGAACUUGAGGAGAUAUAUGCAGAUAUGGAAAUAAUGAAGGAGCGCUUCGCGAAACUGUUGUUAGGCGAAGAUAUGUCGGGUGGAGGAAAAGGUGUUUCGUCGGCUUUGGCUUUGUCGAAUGCGAUCACGAAUCUCGCAGCUUCCGUAUUUGGAGAAAUUUCGCAAUUGGAACCCAUGUCACCCGAUAGUAAAGCAAGGUGGCGUAAAGAAAUCGAUUGGUUGUUAUCUGUCACCGAUCACAUUGUUGAAUUUGUACCUUCAAAACAAAAUACAAAUGGCAUAAUGAUGGAGAUUAUGAUUACAAGGCAACGAAGUGAUGUACGUGGGAAUAUUCCUGCCCUAAAGAAGCUUGACGGAAUGCUCUUGGAAUGCUUAGAUAAUUUUAAGGAUCAAAAUGAAUUUAGCUAUGUACCUAAAGACAAUGCUGGAUCAAAAUCAAGUAAGAAAAGGGAAGACGAUAAAUGGUGGUUACCGACUCCAAAGGUUCCUCCAAACGGUUUAUCUGAUCUUACACGAAGAUGGUUAAACUUUCAAAAAGACUCCGCGAAUCAAGUACUCAAAGCAGCUAUGGCUAUGAAUGCUCACAUUCUUACAGAGAUGGAAAUCCCAGAAAGUUACAUUGAAUCCCUCCCUAAGAAUGGACGAGCAAGCUUAGGAGACACGAUCUACAAAAAUAUUACAGUUGAUCACUUCGAUCCAGAUAAUUUCCUUGCAGCUAUGGACUUAACUUCGGAGCAUAAAAUUCUUGAUCUAAAAAACAGAAUUGAAGCAUCCGUUGUGAUAUGGAGAAGAAAAAUGACAAAUAAAGAUGGAAAAUCAGGAUGGGGUUCGGGUGUGAGUAUAGAGAAAAGAGAACAAUUUGAAGAUAGAGCGGAAACAAUAUUACUUAUAUUAAAACAUCGGUAUCCUGGUAUUUCUCAAUCUGCAUUAGAUGUCAGCAAAAUCGAAAACAAUCGGGAUGUAGGUCAUGCAGUCCUUGAGAGCUAUUCAAGAGUACUAGAAAGCUUAGCACACAAGGUAAUGUCGCGAAUCGAAGACGUAUUACACGCCGAUAAUCUAGUAAAAAAUCCAUCAAGCGAUCUAAAACGAAACUCUCUUAAAGAUUCAGCAUCAAGAGCAUCAGGAAAAUUCCCUAAUGCAAAAGAAGAGUUAGAAAAAAUUAAUUACGCAAAUGCCCCUACCUCGAUGACAUUAUCCGAUUUCAUGGGUUGGACUUUAGAACAAGAAAACGAAUCCAAAGAAGACCUAUCAAAUGGAAAUGAAACCGCAAAGUUAGGAAAACAAACAUCGGCUACAAAUAGCAAGAAACUUUCGUAUAUAGAAAGGCUCGAGACGUUAGGAGGAAGAAGUCCAUCAUCUCGUCAGUGACCGCGAUGUUGAUGUUAGAAAAAGUGUAAGUGAAGUUAUAGACAUUAAUGAAGUUUCAUGUGUAAAUAUUCAGACUUACAUAGAGUCUGCAAUUUUGUCAUGUGUAUAUAUAGGGGAUGCAAAAGCACUUUAGAUAAGUGCUAAUAGCUAAUCUUGUACAAUUAACAUUAUAUUUCAACUUUCACCAUUGUAAAAAUAUAUGGUUAUUAUGAAGAAUUUACAGCAA
Messenger RNA from Helianthus annuus (common sunflower), 1867 nucleotides. RefSeq names its product rop guanine nucleotide exchange factor 12. The transcript has 7 exons. Gene Ontology annotation, molecular function: guanyl-nucleotide exchange factor activity. The coding region runs from base 232 to 1641 and encodes 469 amino acids. The record is from RefSeq and is a predicted model, not a curated record. NCBI's taxonomy places the organism in Eukaryota, Viridiplantae, Streptophyta, Magnoliopsida, Asterales, Asteraceae.